Messenger RNA from Echinops telfairi (small Madagascar hedgehog), 676 nucleotides. RefSeq names its product ribosomal protein L15 (gene RPL15). The record is from RefSeq and is a predicted model, not a curated record. Gene Ontology annotation, biological process: cytoplasmic translation. NCBI's taxonomy places the organism in Eukaryota, Metazoa, Chordata, Mammalia, Afrosoricida, Tenrecidae. The transcript is spliced from 3 exons. Gene Ontology annotation, cellular component: ribosome; cytosolic large ribosomal subunit. The coding region runs from base 11 to 625 and encodes 204 amino acids. Gene Ontology annotation, molecular function: RNA binding; structural constituent of ribosome.
GUGAGCCGAGAUGGGUGCCUACAAGUACAUCCAGGAGCUGUGGAGGAAGAAGCAGUCGGACGUGAUGCGCUUUCUCCUGCGGGUCCGCUGCUGGCAGUACCGCCAGCUCUCGGCGCUGCACCGGGCGCCGCGUCCCACCCGGCCCGACAAGGCGCGCAGACUGGGCUACAAGGCCAAGCAAGGUUAUGUCAUCUAUCGGAUUCGAGUCCGUCGUGGUGGCCGCAAACGCCCAGUGCCCAAAGGUGCAACCUAUGGCAAGCCUGUCCAUCAUGGUGUUAACCAGCUGAAGUUUGCUCGAAGCCUUCAAUCGGUCGCUGAGGAGCGAGCUGGACGCCACUGUGGAGCCCUGAGGGUUCUGAACUCUUACUGGGUUGGUGAAGAUUCCACAUAUAAAUUUUUUGAGGUUAUCCUCAUUGAUCCAUUCCAUAAAGCCAUCAGAAGAAAUCCUGACACUCAGUGGAUCACUAAGCCAGUCCACAAGCACAGAGAGAUGCGUGGGCUGACGUCUGCAGGCCGCAAGAGCCGGGGCCUAGGAAAGGGCCACAAGUUCCACCACACGAUCGGUGGUUCCCGCCGCGCUGCUUGGAGAAGGCGCAACACCCUGCAGCUCCACCGCUAUCGCUGAUCUGUGUCAUGUUUGUAAAGCUCGUGUCUAAUAAACCAUUCAGGACAGUCA